AAGGUGUUUCAAGGACACUUGAGGCACCACAUGUCAAAUACUGGUAUCAGGGUCACUGAGGCUCGUAACAAACGUCAUAGGCGGAAAGUCAUACUUGAGCAAGUGGAAGAUCUGAUACCACUAAAGUCCCUUACUUUUGCUAACUAUUCAAUUAAGAUUCUAGACAGAAAAAUCCUUACACUUGCACGUUUCUAAAUCCUUUUCCUAUCGUUGGUUUACAUAGUGUCUUGUUUUCCGUCAUAGUGACCUUGGCUAGUCCUAUAUGCGGUAUUGUAAGCUGUCGUAUCAUCAUGUGUGUUGGAGGUUUUCUCCUAACUGGAGCUUUCCUCUCCGGCUAUUUUAUCCUCAAUUUCUACAGUUUUGCAACAAUAGGAGCCAUAGCAGGUGUUGGAGGUGGCCUUUCGAUAGCAGCCAGCCUUAUGGCAUUCCGAGGCUACUUUGACAGGAAGCGCCAUAUCGCCCUCGCGUUAAUACUUGCUGCUAACGGAACCGGAAGUAUUAUAGGGCCACCAAUCGUAACAUUCCUGUUAAGUGAAUUUGGACUUCACGGUUCACUUAUGAUGUUAUCUGGUAUUUAUCUCCACGGUGUGGUUGGCGGGGCGCUCAUCAGGCCGAUACCCUCCGAUCUAUCUCAGAAGACACCUCAUCAAAUUGAGCGUCCUGAGAGGCUGCUAUGUGUAAUCGUCCACGCCUACAGGGUAUACGUCGACAAAGCAUUGUUUGGCAGCAUCCUCUUCUAUCUGUGUCUUAUCAUCUUCUUUCUUCUAUCUGAUCGGGUUUAUGGUAACAUAUUCCCGUCUUCCUGAUCACAUGGACCAAUCUAACGUUUACACUGGAGGAAGCCUCGACAACCCUUCUCCUUACCGGGGCAGCUAACACUCUGGGUAAACUGGUCGGAAUGGUAUCAGUGGAUAAGACACCUCGACUUUCUCGCUUUCUCUACAUGUGUGCAUGUGUCCUCAGCGGAGGCUCGCUUAUGACAAUCCCAUUAUGCGUAGAUAUUGUCCACUUUUACGCUGCAGCUGUUGGUUUUGGAUUUUUCUUCGGUAAUAUUCACUACCUGGGCAGUAUGCUCUUUAUUGAGUUUUUCGGGCCAGACAGAUUAUCGGGAUGUUUCGGUAUGGUUUAUUUGUCCUACACAAUCGCUUCUUUCACCGGAAAUCCUCUGGCGGGAAUGGUAGCGGAAAUGACGUCAUUUCGCGGGGCUGAGUUCAUGUUUAUUGGUUCCAGUAUUGUACUUGCUGGUUUUGUUAUGAUCCCAAGUGCGUUUGUCACUAAAGGCAGAUUGACCUCACAAAGGAUAAUUGAAAGAAAGGAUUUAGAAUCUUCGAUUCGUCCUUCGGAAAACUCCAUCAUUAACAAUACCAGCACUACCAGAAUGGUGUCCCUCGAGAUAUCGGAGAAAGACUCGGCGUACGGCGCCAUAUCGUUAACAAUCUAGCAGAUCCAGCCAGUGUAAUGACUAUGGCCAUUAAAACACCUGUCAUGUAGUCGCUAGUAUCGGCAUACAUGUACACUACAGCUAUCUAUAACAAAUGUUUAUCAAUCUGUAUAUAUAUACAUGUAUAAUUUAUUAUGUUAUAUGUUCUUGAUACAUUAUAUAUCGAAUUACAUGAAUGCUGUAAUAUUUAUUAUAAAAAAAAUAAUAUGAAACUAUCAUAUGAUAUUGUUAUCCUAUAUACAGUUUGUAAGGGUUUUGAUCUACCUCUUCUAAGUAAGAUACACUUUUGAUUUCCAGACGAUUAAGGCGUCCGGUUCCGGUGAAGGUGUUUUCCUUGCUGCGGUCCGAGCGCUUCUUAAAUCAAUGAUAUAUGUUGAAUAGAUGGUGUGCAAUAAUACUGAGAAGCGACUGUUCACGAAUGUAAUAAUACGCCCCAUUCUAUUGUUUGUGCUCUUUUUUUUUUAGUUUUUCUUAAGUUAUUUUAUGAUGUACCGAACGUAAUAUGUUGUUGACUAUCUUUAGUUACAUUUUAGGUCACUCUCGACAACAAGUGUUUGACAUAGUGUACGUAAUUUGUGUGUAAGUGGUCCGAAAAUAAUCAUUAACGUUGAGUAUUAUAGAUAUUCAUAUGUAUACUGUAAAGUAAUAAAGAAUUGUUUUGAAUUUGUAUAAAUCUUUGUGUUGUUUUUACGUGUGAUAAUAUAUUGAUGUAAUUCCUUGUAUAUAUCGUGGUGUUGUUUUACGUGUGAUAAUCUAUUGAUGUAAUUCCUUGUAUAUAUCGUGGUGUUGUUUUUACGUGUGAUAAUCUAUUACU
This is a messenger RNA of Pecten maximus, 2255 nucleotides long. RefSeq lists its product as uncharacterized. The record is from RefSeq and is a predicted model, not a curated record. NCBI's taxonomy places the organism in Eukaryota, Metazoa, Mollusca, Bivalvia, Pectinida, Pectinidae. The coding region runs from base 899 to 1441 and encodes 180 amino acids. The transcript has 5 exons.